AUGGGCUCGGGGCGGUCGGGGCAGCCCCGCGGUCGUCGCGCUGGGGGGUCGUUGUUCGGCGGGCUGGGUUCUGCAGGCUUGGAUCCUGGGGAGGCGGGGGCGGGCCACGUAGGGGGCUGGCGACCAUCCGUGGGGGUGUGUCGCCGUUACGGCGACGAGGAUGGGUUGGCGUCGGGAGGUAAACACUUAACGCCGGCGUUCCACGGGGAGUUUCGUAAGCGUGGCGCGGACAGGGGGGCGGCGUCUUCGCGCAAGCGGCAGUUAAGUGGAUCAGGGGGGCGGAUCCCCGGGCUUCCCGGCUAA
This is a messenger RNA of Dicrocoelium dendriticum, 303 nucleotides long. NCBI's taxonomy places the organism in Eukaryota, Metazoa, Platyhelminthes, Trematoda, Plagiorchiida, Dicrocoeliidae. The record is from the annotation of a GenBank genome assembly.